AAAUCAUGCUGAAGUUCAGACAGCAAAGAAGAAAGCAAAGAGCAAAAGCAAAAAGAUUUAAAAAAAAAGGAGCCUCUCACUUUCAAUCCAAGCUAAUUACACCUCCCCCUCUGCCACCCUCAGCAGAAAGAGUGGUUAUUCCUCCAACAAAUACACUCCUUAGCAAAAGCUGGCUAAGGUCAUCCUGGAAUUUCAAAUUUCCCAGUAUCAAAGAUGCAGUAAAACUUUGGACAAAUAGAGGAUGGUCAAUAUACAACUGGUGCCAGAACUGCAUAGCCCAGAGUUUAGAGGUAUUGAAAGACACCAUCUUUCCUUCCCGUUUCUGCCACCGAGAACUUCAUAGUCUAAAACAACGGUUUUGCAUUUUGGAAAAUGAAUUGUGCAAGCUCCAGGAAGCACUGAAGAGCAUCUCAGAAAAUUCUUCCUGUCCAAGCUGUGGUUACACGAGUGGUAAACUUACAAAUGUGGCUGCCUGUGCUCUGACCACCCCUGGAGAAUCCCAAGCUAUACUUCCUGCCAUUCUGCCACAGCCAGCGGUCCAGCUUCCUCCUCCACCCCCUCCUCCCCCUCCUCCACUUCCACCUCCCCCUCCCCCUCCACCACCCACAGCACCUUUGCUGCUCAGAAAAUCCAAUCUCACUAAAGCACUUCAGGCUGGACCAUUAAAAAAGGAUGGACCCAUGCAGAUAACAGUUAAAGAUCUAAUGACUGUGAAAUUAAAGAAAACACAGAGUUUUGAUGAAAGGAAAAAGCUUGUUCUAUCACCAAAGGCACGGAACCCGCUAGUUACGGUCUCUGACUUGCAGCGUGUUACCCUGAAGCCCAACUCCAAAGUGUUAUCAACUCGAGUUACAAAUGUCUUAAUUACUCCUGGUAAAAGUCAGAUAGAUCUGCGGAAACUACUUAGAAAAGUCGAUGUAGAAAGGAGCCCAGGUGGGACCCCUCUUACCAAUAAAGAAAAUAUGGAAACAGGAACUGGAUUGACUCCAGUAAUGACCCAGGCCUUGAGGAGAAAGUUUCAGUUGGCUCACCCUAGAAGCCCAGUUCAAACUCUGCCACUUUCUACAAGCAGCUUUGAUGAACAAAAUUGAUGCCAACUCUGCCCGACUUCGUGUGAUCAUCCAUAAAAUAUCCAUAAAAUCACCCCACUCCUUGUUUUUAAAA
Messenger RNA from Molossus molossus (Pallas's mastiff bat), 1164 nucleotides. It is a transcript of the gene PRR11, whose product is annotated as proline rich 11. The transcript is spliced from 9 exons. Gene Ontology annotation, cellular component: nucleus; cytoplasm. The record is from RefSeq and is a predicted model, not a curated record. NCBI's taxonomy places the organism in Eukaryota, Metazoa, Chordata, Mammalia, Chiroptera, Molossidae. The coding region runs from base 6 to 1091 and encodes 361 amino acids.